AUGGUGAAAGAAUUAAUUGUUAAGAUCCUGCGCAGGGUGGACGCCGCCAAGCCCACCGGCAGUGUGGUCUCGAUCAUCAUGCCCCCCAGGAAGCAGAUCUCGGACGUCUCGAAGCUGCUCACCGAGGAGCUGGGCAAAUCCUCGUGCAUCAAGGACCGGACCACCCGCAACUCGGUGGCGGAGGCCCAGACCUCGGCCAUCCAGCGGCUCAAGCUGUACAACAAGGUGCCGCCGAACGGGCUGUGCCUCUACACGGGGCUGGUGAUGGAGGACGACAACAAGGGCGAGAAGAAGAUCGUCAUCGACUUCGAGCCCAACCGCCCCAUCAACCUCAACAUCUACAGCUGCGGGCUGAACUUCGUCACCGACGAGGUCAAGAAGGAGCUGCUGGCCAACGAGCCGCCCUUCGGUUUUAUCAUUGUUGAUGGCAACGGCGCCCUCUACGGCACCCUCCAGGGCCGCGCCAAGGAGGUCAUCAACAAGUUCACUGUCGAGCUGCCCAAGAAGCACGCAAGGGGCGGGCAGUCCUCGGUCCGGUUCGGACGGCUGCGGGUCGAAAAGCGGCACAACUACCUGCGCAAGGUCUGCGAGGUGGCCGAGAGCUGCUUCCUCGUGAACGACCGCGUCACAGUCACGGGGCUGGUGCUGGCGGGGUCUGCGGACUUCAAGAACGAGCUGGAGAAGACGCAGAUGUUCGACCCGCGGCUGGCGGAGAAAGUGGUCAAGGUGGUGGACAUCUGCUACGGAGGGGAAAACGGAUUCAACCAGGCCAUCGAGCUGAGCCAGGACGCCCUCGAGAGCGUCCGCUUCGUCAAGGAGCGCAAGUCGAUCUCCAAGUUCUUCGACGAGAUCGCAACCGACUCCGGCAUGGUCUGCUACGGAGUGGCCGACACCAUGAAGCUGAUCGACGCCAAGAGCAUCGCCCGGGUGCUGCUGUUCGAGGGUAGUGCUGACCAGAUCUGCCACACCUGCGCCUGCAGCUGCGUAACCCCAACACCGAUGAGGCUGUCCUACCAGUACGUCACUCCCGAAAAAAUAGCCGAGACGCGCGAGUUCACGGACCAGGACGGUUCGCCCCUCGACCUGGAGGGCACCGAGGUCUUCACCGAGUGGAUCACCGAGAACUACAGGGGGCUGGGGAUCGAGCUGGAGCUGGUGAGCGACCGGUCCCCGGAAGGCACGCAGUUCCUGAAAGGGUUCGGGGGUGUCUGCGGGUUCCUGCGGUACAAAUUGGAACAGGAGCUGCUGCUGGGGGGAGUGGAAUGGACCUCCGAUGACGAGGACUUUAUGUGA
Molecule: messenger RNA, 1293 nt
Organism: Hippocampus zosterae (dwarf seahorse)
Lineage: Eukaryota; Metazoa; Chordata; Actinopteri; Syngnathiformes; Syngnathidae
Product: eukaryotic peptide chain release factor subunit 1-like
Biological process (GO): cytoplasmic translational termination
Cellular component (GO): translation release factor complex; cytosol
Molecular function (GO): translation release factor activity, codon specific; sequence-specific mRNA binding
Source: RefSeq, a predicted model, not a curated record